Molecule: messenger RNA, 876 nt
Organism: Cryphonectria parasitica EP155
Lineage: Eukaryota; Fungi; Ascomycota; Sordariomycetes; Diaporthales; Cryphonectriaceae
Exons: 3
Source: RefSeq, a predicted model, not a curated record
UCUCUAGCCAGAGCGUUCACCACCCGCCGGGCCAAGGUGUUUGGGGGUGAUGGAGAGGGCAGGCCAACCAGAAGCAACACUGUGCGGACCAAGAUAUCAGGGCCAGGCCCCAAGAUCUCAGCACCAACAGAACUGAUUCACACCACCAACAUGCUGUCAUACGACGCCCCGGAUAUCCACAAGGAGCCCAAGACGGCCACAUCCUACUCGUCCAUGUCGCUUGGGUCCGAGGGCGACUCGGACCGCAGCCCAACCGCAGCGUCUUCACCGCCAACCAGUCCUGAUUCGGCUUUCCCGCACGGCGGUGACCUGCACGACGAUGAUAAGUCUCCCGUCGCACCCGAGCCGAAUCAUCUUUCCUGCUACUUCACCCUUCCUGGCCAGACCUCGACUGUGAAUGCGCCAGCUGUGCCGGCGAUCCCCAAGCGAGCGCCGUCCCACACCAAGCGGUCAUUCGAGCCUCUGAGCCGGAGAACAGAUUCUCUAAGCCGGAAGGCGUCUCAAUCCAGCCGGUCCGUUUCUUCCAAGGCCAGCGGCACCUUCUCCCGUGCCUCAUCGAACUCGACCAACACCACGGCCAGCAGCCCCCACACCAGCAGCGCCUAUCACGCACAGAAAACCUCGGCCAAGAUGCCCCCGCCGGUCCCUGCCGCGCUGUCGUCAUCUUCUGCAGCAGCCACGAAGGAGCCAUUUGGACACGAACUGGCGCAGGUCACGGAGCUCGCUGAGGAGUUUGCUCUCAAGGCUGCAGACAAGAGCCGUGCUAUUGCUACGCAAGAGGAGAAGGACCUCGCCUCUCGAGGGUUGUACAAAUUCAGCCCCGAAGAGUACGUCUCUGAUAUCCAGAGUCUGUUCAGCACCUUCUUUGGUGGCGAG